Herpailurus yagouaroundi (jaguarundi) is the source of this 4441-nucleotide messenger RNA. It is a transcript of the gene RAB43, whose product is annotated as RAB43, member RAS oncogene family. The record is from RefSeq and is a predicted model, not a curated record. Gene Ontology annotation, molecular function: GTPase activity; GTP binding. The transcript is spliced from 3 exons. NCBI's taxonomy places the organism in Eukaryota, Metazoa, Chordata, Mammalia, Carnivora, Felidae. The coding region runs from base 140 to 778 and encodes 212 amino acids.
CCCGGGUUGGGGCCGGCAGUCGGCGGCGCCCCUUCUUCAGGUGUUGCGGUGGUUCCACGUCGCCUGGCGGUCCGUAGCUUCCGUGAGCCCGGGCUGCCCCCAGCGUCCGGAGCGCCGGCCCUUCGGCUCCCGCGCGGCCAUGGCGGGGCCGGGCCCGGGCCAGGGGGACCCGGACGAGCAGUACGAUUUCCUGUUCAAGCUGGUGCUGGUGGGCGACGCGAGCGUGGGCAAGACGUGCGUGGUGCAGCGCUUCAAGACGGGCGCCUUCUCCGAGCGUCAGGGCAGCACCAUCGGCGUCGACUUCACCAUGAAGACGCUGGAGGUCCAGGGCAAGCGGGUCAAGCUGCAGAUCUGGGACACAGCUGGCCAGGAGCGAUUCCGCACCAUCACCCAGAGCUAUUACCGCAGUGCCAACGGGGCCAUCCUGGCUUACGACAUCACCAAGAGGAGCACCUUUCUGUCUGUGCCUCACUGGAUCGAGGACGUGAGGAAGUACGCGGGCUCCAACAUUGUGCAGCUGCUGAUCGGGAACAAGUCGGACCUCGGCGAGCUCCGGGAGGUCCCGCUGGCCGAGGCACAGAGCCUGGCAGAGCACUAUGACAUCCUGUGUGCCAUCGAGACGUCGGCCAAGGACUCGAGCAACGUGGAGGAGGCCUUCGUGAGGGUGGCCACGGAGCUGGUCAUGCGGCACGGCGGCCCUCUGCUCAGUGAGAAGGGCACCGACCACAUCCAGCUGGAUAGCAAGGACGUCGGAGAGAGCUGGGGCUGCGGCUGCUGACCGGGGUGCAGGGCAGGCAGGCAGGGGCCUCCCCACCUCCUCUCUCUGGCCUGCCAGGCCCACCCCUCCAGAGCUGGCCCUCCAUGGUGCCAGCGAUCCUAGAGCAGCUGGAUAAAGCCCUGGAAUUCUCCAUUCCGUGGCCUGGGUGCUUGAUGGGAAAGCUACCCUCGAUGAAGGAAGCAGCGGGGUACCUUCUGAGGGAGACCUGUUGGCCUGUGGGGCGUGGGGCCCCACCUGCCAGCCAGUGGCCGUCCCCUCUGUGUUCUUCACAGUCCAGGACUGGCCCAGGCCUGCCGGUGUGGAUCCCAGCAGGAGAGGGGCCGGGAUGUGCCUCCCUUGCUGCACAUGUACUGGGUCUGACCAUUUCACACCUUGAGUCUUGCUGCAGCUGAGGCGGCAGGGGUGUGGCUGGUGCCUUGGGUUCUUUCAGGUCACUCCAGGGCCUCUGUACCGAGUGAGAGCAACCCGCCCAGCAGACUCCAGGGAAGCCCCAGCUCCUUCCAGGCCGGGAACUUCCUUCCUUUCUUCACUGCCAGCUCGAAGCUCACAGACAGCUUGGGGCUUGGCCUGCUGCCUUAGCAAGACCUCUCAAGUUUUCUGGUUUUCCGUGUAGCUUCUUGUUUUCGUCGGCACAAGUAUGGGGUCAUGGCCCACAGCCCAGCGGGGACCGUCUGCUGGCCUGGGGCCCAAAGUGUGGCCACUCAGGUUGCAAAACCAGCUGAUUCCUUCAGCACCGACUCUCAGAACUUGGGGGUUGGGGGAAUGAGGUGGGAAUGUGGACACUUAAGGGAAAAGUAAACGCUUGCAUCCCUGAGGCUACGGUCUGAGAGGGACCCUCAGGGCACUUAGUCUUAGCUGUGCAGAAGCCCUUCCUGCCACGUUCAGAGCGACAGCUCCCUAACUGCUUCCAGUCUAGCUUCUGGUUUCUCAAACCAAAAAGGCGAUGCCCCGGCAGUCCUGGGUCCGGCUGUUUUAUCCUGGGCCUUACCAGCCUCAACGUGUGCAGGGUGCUGAGGUUAGAAGGCGGGUGGGGGCUGGGAUCACUGGGGCUGCACUCGGCAGGUAGCUCAGAGGGUCACAGGGAUUGAGCUGGGGGAGGUGGGUGAUCUCCCCGUACUACCCGGACCCCCCAUGUCAGCCCAGUCUAGCCCCUUAGGCCCCCUCAGUGGAGGGCCCCGGGAAAUAAACUGCUGUCAGAGCCGUGGCCAAGGUCACAUCGUGGAGGUGCAGCCCAGAGCCUUGCGGGGCCCAGGCGGUGCUCCAGCCGACUUCCCUUGCCUUCCACUUCCUGCACUUUGGUCUGCACCGGCCCACCCCUUCUCAUAGGCAGGCCUGACCGCAGAGUGAGAAGCCAGACCCACGGCAUUCUGUGGGCUUGGGCAUGGAAGGCUUCCCUGGCUGAGACCGAGACCAGCAGGGCUGAUGACUCCGUUUCAGGCAGGCAUGUCUGAGCCCGGUUCUGGAAGGGAAGGAUGUUGGCCUGGUUGGGCCAAGAGCUGCUGAGCAGGGUCCUGUGCUGAGGGCAGCCGGCCCACUGGUGGCCGUGGUGGGGUGGGAGCUGGGAGCAAGAAGGCCACUUGGCUUCCUUCCUCAGUGGCCUUGUCCGUGAGAUGGGGUGAGUGGGGCCUGGGGCCCAGCUGCUGGCAGGGAGAGCUGGUGUCUGCCAGGCCCCUCCACUGCAGUGCCUGGGCUCUUCCUCCAAAGUAGAAAGUGCCUGUCACUGAGACACAUUCAGACCAUGGCCUCUAAGGGCUGAUCUUGCGGCAGAGCUAAGCUGUCUACCAGGGCCCAAGCUGGAAGAGCGAUCUCAUGAAGCCUGACCUUCCAGAGGCCUGCUGCUUUGGGGGGCGGUGGCAGGAACGCGGGGGAUCUUGGAGCACGGGUCUGGGCCUGCACCCCCAUCGUUGACUUGCAGCCACAGUUCCAGCUGAGCAUAGGUGCGGGCCCUUGCCGUUUUUACCUGCUGCCCCUCCUCUGCCUCAGGGCUGGGAUGGCUUUGGCAAGGUGGGGAGACCUUUCAUUUCCUCUCUAUGAGCCAUCUCCCUCCUCCUCCAGACCCCUGGGAUGGAGACCUGAAACUUUGCAAGGGCCUGGCUGAGAGGGGGCAGGGAGCAGCUGGCCCAGCCUGGACCGGGGAGGUUUCCUCACUGGCAGCCUCUUGGCUCACCCAGCAACACCCCCCAACACGAUUCUCUUCUCCCUUCAGAGUCCCAAGGUGUCUGAAACGGGCUGAUUGGUCUCUGGCCAUCCCUCCUUCGGGCACCACAGCCAAUAAGGUCUAGCCGGGACCCUCCCUCUCCCCUCCCCACCACAGUGCUGGGAUCCCGCCGCCCUACGCCCCCCCCCCCCCCCCGCCCCUGCUCUGGAUGGGCCCCAGGAUCCCCUGGACAUCUCAUGGACCUCUUUGGCCCCUGGGCCUCUAGCCUGUGCAGCCCAAGCCGCCCUCGUGCCGCAGUCAGAGUGGCAUUUGUAGAAGGUCACAACUGAUGCUGCUGCCCCCUCCCCAUUCCAGGGUGCCUGGGGCCCUUGGGAUAUGGCCCAUACUCAAUCUAGGUGUCCAAGGCCUCCACAGCUGUGCCCUGGCUUCUCCCAGCACCUUGUCCCCCAGGAGCACCCUUUAUGCAGGCCGCGCCCUUCCUGCCCUCCCCCACCCCCACUUACCCAGCCUUUUUAUCCGUGUCAUUCAGAGUCCCACAAAUGACCCAGCUGGACACCUCUGAGCACCGGCCCCACCCCAAGCUAGUCCUUUGCCCAUAGUACCCUCUGGCGAGAUUGAGUUCCUUCUCCCCCUCUUCCUGGGCAGAAGCCAUUUCCUGCAGCCUCGAACAGAGACCAUUUCCGGGUUUCAGUCACAGGCACGAAUGCUAGUGCUCAGGGCCCCACGCUGGUGGGCUGCCUGUAGUGAGGCAUCCGGCAGGAGCCUCAUUACCUCCUGGGCCUCAGUCUUCUGUCACUUGGGGACCCGGAUUUGGGUAAGAGAAAACGGGGAAGUUGUGUGAGACAGAACACAACCCACCUUUGUUUCCUCCUGCAACAGCCCAGGCCUUCUGGGGCUGAAGGGAAACAGCUUUAUUUCUCCCUCUGUUUAUAAAUUAUCCAGUAGCAGGAGCCGGUGAGGUCAGAGGCCAGGGUUUAGGAGAGGAGGCAGGGAUCAGAGGGCCAGGAAGUGUGCUGGCCGCUACCAGGUCCCCGGGGACAGGGCGGUCUGUGGCCUGGGUGGGGCUAAUGGGACGUGGGCUGAAGAAGGAGAAGGCUGGUGUUUUCUAUUCCCGGGAGGAGGAGCAGGGCCGCCCAGAGGGUCCCUGUCCUUCCAGAAAAGGGCUUUAAGGACACAGACCCCAGCAGGCAGCCAUGGAGCUAGAGGAAGCUCCUAAUUCAUAUUGAAUUCAGUUACUCUUCCCCAGGAGGGCUGCCACGGGUGGGGGCCUCAAGGACCUUCUGAGCCCUGCUGGACUGGACUGUUGGGGCUGCAGGGAGGGCCUCAGCAUUGCAAUAAGGCAAUGCCAUUUUGCAUUUGGGAAUUUUUCAUGUUACCUAUUUAUGAUACAUAAAUCUUUAUAGCAAAUCUAUUUUUUAAAACAUGGGAAAGUUGCCUUUAUGGAAACUUAGCAGAGCCAGAGUCUACACAUUCCUAAACCAUUAAACAGAUUUCUGCAAAGAGUC